Cyphellophora europaea CBS 101466 is the source of this 717-nucleotide messenger RNA. RefSeq lists its product as uncharacterized. The record is from RefSeq and is a predicted model, not a curated record. Gene Ontology annotation, molecular function: glyoxalase III activity. NCBI's taxonomy places the organism in Eukaryota, Fungi, Ascomycota, Eurotiomycetes, Chaetothyriales, Cyphellophoraceae. The transcript has 4 exons. Bases 1 to 717 code for a protein of 238 amino acids.
AUGUCUCCUCCGAAACGCGCAGUGAUUUUUGUCACCUCUGCCACGGCUCCGCUGCACGAUGGGAAUCCAACAGGUCUCUUCAUCUCAGAAGCUCAGCAUCCGUAUCAGGUGUUGACCAAAGCGGGUUUCGAAGUCGAUCUCGUGUCUGAGACGGGCACGUAUACCGAGGACUGGCUCAGUAUGCAGGAUAGCUUCCUCAAUGGCUCCGAUAAAGAGGAAUAUGAGGACAAGAACAGCGUCUUCCGCAAGAAGCUCGACAACAUGCCCGAUGUUAGCAGCAUUGACGGCAAGAAGUACGGCCUCUUCUUCGCUAGUGCCGGCCACGCAGCUCUCAUUGAUUAUCCGCACGCGAAAGGUCUUCACAAGAUUGCUUCGGACAUCUGGAAUGCAGGUGGUGUCGCUGCAGCAGUGUGCCACGGACCAGCGAUCUUUCCCGGUGUUAUCGACGCAUCGACUGGCAAGUCUGUCAUCCGCGGCAAAGUCAUUACCGGUUUCACCACCCAGGCAGAGAACGACAUGCAUAUCAUGGAGCCGAUCCGAUCAUGGAACGAGCCGCUCAUUGAUGAGUGGGCUAAGAAGCUUGAUGCGACGUACACAAGAGCAGAGAAUGUAUGGGGCGAUUUUGUGGUUGCAGAUGGACGUGUUGUUACAGGGAUGAAUCCACAGAGUGCAAAGUCGGCGGCGCAGGCAGCAGUGAACGCAUUUGAGCAACUGUGA